GAACUUAUUGUACUCAUUUUUGACAUGAGCUCAAGCUCUAUUUUUUAAUUGUUGAAAAAAACAUGGCUUAAAAUGUUUUUACUAUUUUUUUUUACGUGGCAAAUAGAAUUCUAGAUUCAUUUAUUUUUUACAGUUGAUUGAUAAAAAAUCUAGCCACUACAAAUACUGUUAAUUAUUUCUGAUGUUUGUUUCCGGUGGCAGAGAGAAAAACAGAAAUACUCGUAAUGUUUUACUCUCUUAAUUUUCUUAUCUUUCUAUAUUUUGAUUCACCAACUAGUAAUUCAUGAUAACAGUGAUAGCACACUAUAAAUAAGCAACUCGCGCCUGCAGAGAAUCAGUCUCUAACAAAAUGUUGACUAUAAUUCUGAGUGUGAUUUUGGGUGCUCUUAUUUAUUAUAAAUUAAUAAAACCGGCAAAUUUUUGGGAAGAAAGAAACAUCACCCAUGUGUCAGCAUGGCCUCUCGUAGGAAGUAUGUGGGAUUCUGUGAUUCAAAAGAAAAACUUUGGUGAAAUACCUUCUGAUAUUUACAAGAAAUAUCCAAAUGACCGAUACGUGGGUUACAUGCAAUUCAGAAAUCCAGCUCUCUGUAUCAGAGACUUGGAUUUGAUUAAACAAAUUGGAGUGAAAGUUUUUGAUAAUUUCCGCGACCAUCUUGCUACAGAUGGUAUUAAAACAGACCCCUUGUUCAGUAAAAGUCUAAUUAUUUUACAAGGAGAAGAAUGGAAGCAAAUGAGAGCAACUCUAAGCCCAGUUUUUACCAGCAGUAAAAUGAAAAAUAUGUACCAUUUGAUUUACGAAUGUGCUGAAAAUUUUGCCAAGCAUUUUCAGACCAAAAAGCAAGAUGUAAAUGUGAAGGACAUUUUCGCAAAAUUUGCUACCGACGUGAUUGCUACUGCAGCAUUUGGGAUCCAAACUAAUUCUUUGGAAGAACGUAAUAACGAAUUUUAUUUGAUGGGAAAAUUAUUGAGUUCGUUCAAAAGUUUUACACUAAUAAAGUUUUUUUUGGCGCAAUUAAUUCCUCAAAUUUUUGAGAUUUUUAAAUUAUCCGUUUUUAAUUCAAAGGUUGUAAAUUUCUUCAGAAAUAUUUUUGUUGACAAUAUACAUAAACGAGAAAAAGAAGGGAUUAUUCGUCCAGAUUUGAUUCAUCUUCUAAUGGAAGCUCGAAAAGGCAAACUCAAACAUGAUAACAACAACGAAGGUGGUGAUGGUUUUGCCACCGUUGAAGAAUCCYACAUUGGCAAAAACACCAAACAAAUGAAACUCACAGAGGACUUAAUGGUUGCUCAAGCUCUACUUUUCUUUUUUGCUGGUUUUGAAACUGCAGCUUCCGUCGCUCCAACAUUAGUCUUAAUCAAAAUGUUGACUAUAAUUUUGGGAGUAAUUCUGUGUGCUUUAAUUUACUACAAGAUAAUAAAACCUGCAAGUUUCUGGGAAAAACGUCACAUCGCCCACGUUUCGUCAUGGCCCCUAGUUGGAAGUAUGUGGCCAGCUGUUAUUCAAAAAAAAAACUUUGUGGAAAUUUCUGCAAACAUUUAUAACCAAUUUCCAAACGAUAGGUAUGUGGGUUACCUGCUGUUUACAAGACCGACACUUUUAAUUCGAGACUUGGACCUGAUUAAACAGAUUGGAGUAAAGGAGUUUGACAAUUUUCGCGACCAUUUGCCCUUUGUAAAUGAAGCCAUUGAACCACUUCUCAGCAAAAGUCUUAUUAAUUUACUUGGAGAUGAGUGGAAAAAAAUGAGAGCGACCCUAAGUCCAGCUUUCACCAGCAGUAAAAUGAAAAAUAUGUACCAUUUGAUUUCUGAAUGCGCUGAAAAUUUUACCAAGCAUUUCGGGGAUAAAGUCGUUGAUGUUGAAAUUAAAGAUGUUUUGUCGAGGUUUAGCAACGAUGUGAUUGCGACGGCAGCGUUUGGAAUUCAAGUCAAUUCUUUGAAUGAGCCUGAAAAUGAGUUUUAUUUAAUGGGAAAAUCCCUAACUUCGUUGCUUGACGCAACUCAAAUGGUUAAAGUUUUUCUCGCCCUGUCAUUCCCGACAGUAGCAAAAAUGCUUAAAUUUCGGGCAUUUCCUCCAAAAACCACAAGUUUUUUUCAAAAUAUUAUGUUAGAUAAUAUUAGAAAAAGGCAAAAUGAAGGAAUUGUUCGUCCAGACAUGGUUCACCUUUUGCUGGAAGCUCGAAAAGGGAAGCUCAAAUAUGACUACAACACUGAAAUUACUGAUGGUUUUGCCACAGUUGAGGAAUCUGAAAUUGGCAAAAACAGCAAACAAAUAGAACUAACAGACGAACUGAUUUUAGCUCAAGCCCUUUUAUUUUUUCUAGCCGGUUUUGAGACUGUUUCAACUGGUUUAAGUUUUAUGGCAUAUGAGUUAGCCGUAAAUCCUGACAUCCAAAAGAAACUUCAAGAAGAAAUCGAUUCUGUGCUUCAGGAAAAUCAAGGGAAAAUUUCCUACACUGUAAUACAAUCGAUGAAAUACCUCGACCAAGUUGUAUGUGAAACUUUAAGACUGUGGCCUCCUGCUUCUCAAACCGAUCGUUUUUGCAACAAGGACUUUCCAAUCGAACCAAUAAAGCCACAUGAGAGAAAUUUUACUAUUGAGAAAGGAGUGAUGAUUGAAAUACCCAUUUUUGCAAUUCAUCGAGACCCUCAAUACUUCCCAGAUCCUGAUAAAUUUGAUCCUGAACGAUUCAAUGAUGAGAAUAAAGCAAAAAUUUUGCCAGGAACAUAUAUACCAUUUGGUGUGGGACCAAGAAAUUGCAUAGGUUCGAGGUUUGCCCUACUUGAGAUAAAAACUCUAUUUUUGCACUUUUUGUCAAAGUUUGAUAUUUUACCAAAUGAUAAAACUAUAAUCCCAUUUAAAAUUUGCCCAAAUAGCUCUACUCUACUUCCAAGACAGGGAAUUCAUCUUAGAUUCAGACCCAGAAAGAAUUACUAUUAGUAUUUUAACUAAAGUGUAAUACUAUUUUAAAAAUAAACUAUAUUUUGCAAUGA
Molecule: messenger RNA, 2988 nt
Organism: Tribolium madens (black flour beetle)
Lineage: Eukaryota; Metazoa; Arthropoda; Insecta; Coleoptera; Tenebrionidae
Product: cytochrome P450 9e2-like
Exons: 8
Coding region: 350-2935 (861 amino acids)
Molecular function (GO): monooxygenase activity; iron ion binding; heme binding
Source: RefSeq, a predicted model, not a curated record